Molecule: messenger RNA, 980 nt
Organism: Phaedon cochleariae (mustard beetle)
Lineage: Eukaryota; Metazoa; Arthropoda; Insecta; Coleoptera; Chrysomelidae
Source: the annotation of a GenBank genome assembly
GGAAAAUUCAAGACAAUGGUCUCAUGAAUGGUAUAUAACGAGACGAUCCCAUUGUUUUGUGCAAAGAUUCUUUUGAUCGUCGGUUCGUGACAGAUUCUGUUUUUUUUAUUGAAAAAUAUGUUUAAUUGUUUCGUGUUCGUUUUGCUACAAUUGUUUUUUGUGGUUGUGCUUAGUAGGAAAAUUUAUUUCCCGUCCUACUUGAAGCCGUGCUCACUCAGUGCUCCAGAUUUCUCCUCCUGCUGCCUCCAACAUGGCCGAGAAGCCAUCCCCUUCAUUCUUAAGGGCGACAAAAAGUUCGGAAUACCCAACCUGCAGCCCUUGAAUGUGCCCUACGUGGAAGUUAAUGCAGGAAGGGACCUGACCAUCUUCCUAAAGGACCUGAAAGUGCACGGGUUGGAGAACGUCGAUCUUAAACUAGUGAAAAUUGAUACCAAAGCUAAAAGAAUAACACUGAAAUUGGAUGUCCCCAAACUGGAACUCAUUGGACAAUACAAAGUCGACGGAAAAAUCAUGAUCCUCCCUAUCAAAGGAGAAGGUGACGUCAGCAUUACUGCCAUUGGUGGAAAAUACGAAUACGAUUUUGAUUACGUCCUCGAAAAUGUGAAAGGAGAAGAGUAUAUGGCUAUGACAACCAAUGACGAGCUGGAUUUCAAAUUGGAGAAAGCCGUUUUCAAACUGGACAAUCUUUUCAACGGUGAUGAAGUGCUAGGAAAACAAAUGAACAGUUUCCUCAAUGACAAUUGGAAGGAAGUGAUUGGGGAGCUUGGUGGAGCGAUCAGUCAGACUGUGGGAACCCUAGCUAGAUCAAUCGUUUCAGGAAUUUUCAAAAAAAUACCUUACAAAGCCCUUAUACUAGCUUAGACAUAACUUUUAUUUGAUGUAGUAUUAUUAUAUUUGUGAUUAGAGUGAUCUAAAUUAUUUGACACCAUAGUAAAAUAAAUUGAAAUUUAUUAUAUUUAUUUUAUUAUGUUGAUAACUGC